ACCAUUCAUUUGGAUGAAAUCAGUCGUGACGUUUACUUCCGCCCCCUGCGAUGACGUGGCCAGCUGAGUUCGCUACGUCACACGGAACAAAAACCAAACCCGGAAGUGUAUGUGAGUGUAGAGCAGCGUGUCAGGCAGCUGUACAGUCAGCAGUGAUGGUGGUUUGUUGCCAAGUCAUUCCCGGUAACAUAGGGGACAAAAGCACGGCGGUUUUAGCGACCAUGAAACUAAAGCGAGUUUGUGUAUUAUAUUUACCCAACUAAAGCUGCAUCUGCGUUCGGGUCAAAGUUCACAGCUGUUUCAAUUUUAUACUUCUGUUUUGUUUCCCCCUUGUCUCUGGUGUCAUGUGCGGUUUAAUAAGGAGACGUUGAGCGGAGCGGGUGAGUGCGGCUGUGCAAUGCCACGUCUGCUUCACCGUGACAGCGGUGCACACUCAUCAUCAUCAUCAUCAUCUCCUCUCACACACGCACAUCCUGCAAGACUUCAUUUUUGGUCUGAAGUCAGCUGAAAUAAUGGCAAAAAGUAGCAGAAGGAGCAGAGGCUCGGGACAGGUGACCGGUGGUGUCUCUGUGUCCAGUUGUGCACCGACUGGAGCGUUUCGCGCUCGUGCUUUCCAGCUGUGGCUGUGGCGGUGGCGCGCGCUGCCGUUGAUCUUGAUCCUGCUGAUGCUGAUGUUGAUCCUCGGCUCUUACUGGUGCAGCUACCCCGGCAUCAGUGACAUCCCAAAACACAGCGCAGAUCUGCUUCAGGACAAGUUCUCUCACAAGCCCAGGACGUUAUCUCUGGCCCAGGUGCGCCAGUUCACUUCGAAGGUGGAUGGUGUUCGGCUUUGGGAGACACACCUGCGGCCCAUGCUGAUCGAGAGGGUGCCAGGUACAGCAGGAAGCAAAGCCGUACUCCAGCACAUCGUCUCCCAGCUGCGCUCCCUCUCUGCAGGCUGGGCUGUAGAGGAGGACUCGUUCCAGUCAUCUACUCCCAAAGGACCCGUGACCUUUACUAAUGUUCUGGCCGUGCUCAACCCCUCUGCUCCUCGCAGGCUUCUCCUUGCCUGCCACCAUGACUCCAAAAUCUUACCUCGAGACCCCAAAGCCCCACAGCGAGGGUUUAUUGGGGCCAGUGACUCAGCCGUACCCUGUGCCAUGCUGCUGGAGUUGGUAUCAGCGCUGGACACACAGCUGACGGCUCUGAAACAGCAGAGGUCUGCAGUGACGCUGCAGCUCGUCUUUUUCGAUGGAGAGGAGGCAUUUGAGGAAUGGACAGAUACAGACUCUCUGUACGGCUCACGUCACCUGGCCGAGCUCAUGGCCCACACAGCUCAUCCUUCAGGAUCCGCGCACACCACGCAGCUGCAGGCAGUGGAUCUGUUUGUGCUGCUGGACUUACUCGGAGCUGCAGAGCCACUGAUUGUCAAUCAUUUCGAUAACACUGCUCGCUGGUUUGACCGUCUGAUUGCUGCAGAGAGGAGGCUGCACCGGCAAGGCUUACUGUCCUCUCAUCAUUCAGAACAAAGCUACUUCAGGAAGGACGUUUAUCUGGGACCAGUGCAGGAUGACCACAUUCCAUUCUUGCUUCGAGAUGAGUUUCAGUAUGACUUAUCGUCCUUACAUCAAACUGUCAGCUGCUGGUGCUGGGUGUAAUACUGCUCCUCCUGCGAGUCGAUAUCACAGAAAAAAGUGCGCUGGAAUCCAGGGUCCGCAUUGUGUAUAACUGAGACACUCCUACUCUUACUGUUUUAGGGAAGCUCCAUGUAACUGCUGCAUGUCUGAAUAGUGUUAAGUUUGCAGUUACAUCUGAGAUCUAAUUACCCAUGUGUACACUUUCGGUAUUAAAUCCUCUCCAAGCUUGUAUAUCUUGGAAAAAUCUCAAUUUCCGAACACGAUAUAGAUAUUCUCUAAUCAGUUGUUCGCCUGGAUUUUGCCUGUAUAACAGCCCUAACCUUGUUUAUAUCCUCUGAACAACUUUUGGAUCUUCUCAGUUGUAAUAUUUGGUGUAGCCAAUCAAUCUUGUUGUAUCUGUUCUAACAGUUAAAAAAAUUCUUAUAAAGGUAUAAAAACCCUGGAUGCUUCCUUGUUUGUUUCCUUGUUUUCUAGCAACAAUUGAGCCAACUUACCAUGUUCUUCCUCAACACAGCGAACUGUGCAGUCAGUGUUAAAGGUUUAACAAGCAAAUAUGUCUCAAUGUUGAUUACUCUAAAGCUUAUUAACAGUUAUUCCAUGAAAUUGAGUCGAACAUGAGCUGAUAGCUGACAAGGCAUGUAGUGCCGUGUUGGCUAUAAACCACGUACGACGAGAUUGAGUAGAAUAAGCGUUUUUAUUAUAUUCACAUUCACUGGAUUUUGAGAAACGGAGCAUUUUUAUUUAAAUAAACUCUCACCUAUGGUCAUGAGCUUUGGGUAAUGACAGAAAGAACAAGAUCGCGGAUACAAGCGGCUGAAAUGAGUUUCCUUCGCAGGGUGGCUGGGCGCUCCCUUAGAGAUAGGGUGAGAAGCACAGUCACUCGGGAGGAGCUCGGAGUAGAGCCGCUGCUCCUCCACAUCGAGAGGAACCAGCU
Neoarius graeffei (lesser salmon catfish) is the source of this 2550-nucleotide messenger RNA. It is a transcript of the gene qpctla, whose product is annotated as glutaminyl-peptide cyclotransferase-like a. Bases 513 to 1637 code for a protein of 374 amino acids. The transcript is spliced from 7 exons. The record is from RefSeq and is a predicted model, not a curated record. Lineage: Eukaryota; Metazoa; Chordata; Actinopteri; Siluriformes; Ariidae. Gene Ontology annotation, molecular function: glutaminyl-peptide cyclotransferase activity; zinc ion binding.